AUGAAGAAAGAGAAUUGGACCUGUUUGACCGAAAUUGUCCUGUUAGGCUUCUCAGAUUUUCAGUCCAUGCGAGAACUUCUGUUUUGCCUGGUUCUAAUGUUCUACCUCAUGGCUUUGAUGGGCAACAGUCUGAUUUUGAUUCUCACCAUUUUCAGUCCUACCCUUCACACCCCAAUGUACUUCUUCCUCUGCAACUUGUCCUUUGUGGAAAUUGGCUACACCUCCACCAUCAGCCCAAAGAUGCUAGUUAACUUAUUAUCAGACAACCAGAACAUAUACUUUUGGGGCUGUGGGUGUCAAAUGUGUUUCUUCAUUCUCUUUGGUAUUACCGAGUGUUGUCUUCUUUGUGCUAUGGCAUAUGAUCGCUAUGUUGCCAUUUGCAAACCCUUGCAAUACCCAUAUAUCAUGAAUCUCAGGGAAUGUGCUAUGCUUGCUGCUGUAUCAUGGGCCAUUGGUGUUUUUGUGGGUCUGGGGCAAUCUAUUUCAAUCUUCACCCUUCCCUUCUGUGGGUCAAAUAGAAUCAGCCAUUUUUUCUGUGACCUUAUGCCUAUUCUGAAACUGGCGUCCACCAAUACUUACAAAAAUGAAGUGGCCAUUGCCACAAUAACAGUUCUAUUUAUUCUGGUGCCUCUUUUGCUCAUCCUUUUUUCCUACAUCCUCAUCAUUUCCACUAUUCUCACAAUGCCGUUGGCCAAGAACAGGCGGAAAACAUUUUCAACUUGUUCCUCACAUCUCGCUGUGGUCUGCAUUUUCUAUGGAACCUGCAUUGUUACCUACAUUCGACCCAGCUCAGAAUAUUCCACGGACAGUAGCAGGUUCCUUGCCCUGCUCUACACAGUAGUGACCCCAAGUUUAAACCCCAUCAUUUACAGCUUGAGGAAUAAAGAGAUAAAAUCUGCUUUCAUGAAAUCUAUAGCAAGGACACAGAUCUUAAUACGGUAA
Messenger RNA from Pseudonaja textilis, 942 nucleotides. RefSeq names its product olfactory receptor 10AG1-like. NCBI's taxonomy places the organism in Eukaryota, Metazoa, Chordata, Lepidosauria, Squamata, Elapidae. Gene Ontology annotation, biological process: G protein-coupled receptor signaling pathway. Gene Ontology annotation, cellular component: membrane. Gene Ontology annotation, molecular function: olfactory receptor activity; G protein-coupled receptor activity. The record is from RefSeq and is a predicted model, not a curated record.